Molecule: messenger RNA, 1783 nt
Organism: Drosophila novamexicana
Lineage: Eukaryota; Metazoa; Arthropoda; Insecta; Diptera; Drosophilidae
Gene: ebd2
Exons: 3
Coding region: 634-1743 (369 amino acids)
Molecular function (GO): DNA binding
Source: RefSeq, a predicted model, not a curated record
GCAAAUCGUUCAAUGCAUCAUUAAAAAAAGUUAUAAAGCUGCUAUCCUUUUCUAACAUAUGCAAGCAUCAAUUUGCGCUUCAUUAACUCACUGUGGUUGCUACAAACAACAAUAACGCGCUCAUAAAUACAAACACAAGCGCACACACGCACACAGUCAAGCGACAGGCGGCUGCCUGUGCAUAGCGUACCGUUUUUAUUUCAUAUGGAAGCAAACGGCCGCAGCAACGGGCAGCAGUAACAACAACAGCAGCAACGAACAUACGGCAAACACCUGAAACCGAAAAACAGUGCACAAGUGUUACUCAGCGGCCAAGCACGCGUGUUAAAAUGUCGCCCCGGCAGUAGCAGCAGCAGCAGCAACAACAACAAGAGCAGCCGUAGAAGCGGCACACAAUAAACAAAGCAGAGAAAAGUUUAAAAAAAAAAAAACAAACAUUAAAAGGAGUCGCACUAAGAAGAGCACACAAAACGUGCACGUGAAGAGAGCGCCAACACACGCUCUCUCUGAGAAAAAACAAAAACAAGCGCGCAAUUGACUUUUUAGCAGCUUGAGCUUUCAUUUUGAGGACGCUGCGCAGCUGUGGUUACCGAAGAGCGGACAAAGAGGAAACGCAAAAUAUAACAACUGCAUAUGGCGAGCAGUUCAGCAGCCAUGGACACAGCCACGGCAACAGCUACAACAAAAAGAGGCAACAACAAGAACAAAGGGGGCAAGGAAAAAUCGCGUCGCAAUGAGCGCAACAUUUUGACUUUCUAUGAGAAAAUUGCGGUUAUACGUUAUUACGAUGAGACGAACAUUUCGCGCAACAGCCUGGCCAAGAUGUUCCAUUGCUGUGCAACCCAAAUACGUCGCAUUCUGGAGAAGAAACGUGAGCUGCUGCAGCAGCUGGCGACACUCAGUGAGGCGGAUGCCUCCAUCAUUAUUGAGGAGAUGACGCGCAAGCGCCGCAAGUUCGAGAUGAGCGCCAUCAGCUUUCUGCUGCACGAGUGGGUGGAGCGCUGUCGCCAGCUGCGUCUCGGCGUCAGCAUAACGAACCAUACGCUGAAGGAGACGGCGCUCAAGAUGGCAGCAGUGCUUAAAUUGCCGGCCUUUCGACCAUCCUAUCGCUGGCUAAACCGCUUUCGCAGCAAGUACAAGUACGAGGAGGAUGAACUGGGCUACACGGGCCCUUGCCCGGUGGCGAGUGUGCUGCCCCUGGAGCAGAUUAUAGUGGAGUUCAAGCAAGCGCUGCCCAAUUUCAUGCAAAAGGAGCUCGCCGACAUCGACUUGGAUGGCAAGAUGGGUGUAAUAACUCCUGAAUUGGUCAACUUGUCGAGCGAUAACAGCGAAAUCUCCGAUGUGGAGGAUUUAGACGAUGAUGGUAUCGAAAUGGUCACCUGUGAACCCAGUGUGCUGCCCUCGCCGGCCAGCACAUCGGAUGGAGAGGACGAGCCGCCACAACUGCCACAACUGUCGCAACAGCUGGACGGAGAUGCCCCAAUUAGUCUGGGAGCCUGCACGCUGCUGGGCAGCGUCUUUCCCCACUUGGCCGUCAUACACCAAUUCGCACUGAUGAACUCCGAUGUGCAGGCAUUGGAGCUGAUCUCACAGCUGGGCGUGCACAUGCAGCAGCAAGCAACAACUGGCGCCUAUCACGUCCUAUCGCUGCCCACAAAUGGCGAAGCGCCGGCUUUGCCAGCCCCGGAGCUGCCGCCGGGCAGCAUUUAUGCGGACAUUGAUGAUAUCGAGUUGAUUGAAUAGAAUUUACCUUAACUAAUGCUUAGCCGUAGCUCGUAAAAUA